This is a messenger RNA of Colletotrichum abscissum, 243 nucleotides long. RefSeq lists its product as uncharacterized. Bases 1 to 243 code for a protein of 80 amino acids. The transcript has a single exon. The record is from RefSeq and is a predicted model, not a curated record. Lineage: Eukaryota; Fungi; Ascomycota; Sordariomycetes; Glomerellales; Glomerellaceae.
AUGUCUGCUCGAAGACCGUCGGGAUCGGCUGCCGGUCUUGUCCUGACCUGCCCAGUCCAGUUUCUGUCCAGUCUUGUCAGGACGUCCAGUGUCUGUCUGUCUUCCUGUCUCGUCUUCCUGUCUCGUCUUUCGUUGCGCGUGCGGCGUGCAGCUUGCGGCUUGCCUGUGCAAAUGCGGGGAAAAAAGAAACGACAGUUCGAGGCGAAUGAGAAGCGGAGAGAGAGAGAAGGGGGGAAAGGAUGA